Molecule: messenger RNA, 733 nt
Organism: Hyaloscypha bicolor E
Lineage: Eukaryota; Fungi; Ascomycota; Leotiomycetes; Helotiales; Hyaloscyphaceae
Exons: 1
Coding region: 188-628 (146 amino acids)
Source: RefSeq, a predicted model, not a curated record
CAUUCUCUCAUUCCUUCAUCCAAACACCUUCAUUUCUUCAGAGUAGAUCUCUCGUUCUUUACAAACAUAGUUCCGUGGACUAUCUUCUCAUUAUUUCUUGAAACUUUCAACCGCGAGCUGGUCUUGACACACGCUGCCCUCUUUGCAUUUCUAUAUCUACGAAUAAGUAACCAAAUAAAAAGCCAAAAUGCAAACCCCAAGCAUCCUCCUCGCUCUCCUCCUCGCGGCCACAGCAACCGCCUCAUGCAUUCCCGCCGCCGCCCCCAUCGCUUCCUCCUCUGCUUCACAAGCCGCCGCCGCCUCAAACACCACAGCCUCCGUCUCAUCCAGCGAUUUCGGCACCUGCUCCCCCGCAAUGGAUUUCCAACUGGGCCGCGCCCAAUUCAACCGCAAAGCAACCGAAGGCACCUUCCUGCCCACGGACCCAGUCGUGGCCAAAGGCCAGCAAGACGCUCUCAACCCCAACAUUAUUACGAAUGCGAUUUGCAACAAUCUGAUUAACAAUUGCGGGGUGGCGAAGGAUUCGGCGGGCGAGACAGCGUGUUUGGCUGCUAAGGCGCAAAUUGCGGCGCUGGGGACGAGGGACGCGAGUACGGCGGCUGCGUGGAAUGCUGCGCUGGGUGUUUGAAUGGGAUGGAGAGAGUUGGGGAAGGGGUUGAGAGGAGGGGUGAGGAGGUGGGGAAGAGAUAAUGUGGGAAGGAUUAAAUCAAUCAGAUCCGCGGCUCAAAAGCAC